Molecule: messenger RNA, 2496 nt
Organism: Dujonia railenensis
Lineage: Eukaryota; Fungi; Ascomycota; Pichiomycetes; Serinales; Debaryomycetaceae
Source: the annotation of a GenBank genome assembly
AUGGAUGUCAAGGAAUCGGAGAGCAAAACUCCAACCGAGACUCCUGCGCCAAUUGAGAAGAGGAAGCUGAAGGCAGAUGACUUUGUGUAUAAGCCCUUUGAAUGGUAUCGAUUAGUUGUUUAUGACUUCUUCUUAUGGUGCUUUUCAGUGAUUUUUGACUGUUUCUUUAGAGAAAUCAGACCAAGAGGUGCCUUUAGGUUGCCACGCUCGGGCCCGGUGAUUUUCGUCGGGGCUCCACAUGCCAAUCAGUUUGUAGACCCUAUCAUUUUGAUGAACCAAGUUAAGAGAGAGGCAAAUAGAAGAAUUUCCUUUUUAAUUGCCGCCAAAUCUUACAAACAGAGGGUCAUUGGCCAUUUAGCAGCGUGUGAAUUGUCCAUCCCGGUUGUGAGACCUCAAGAUUGUUUGGCAUAUGGGAAGGGGAAGAUAUAUGUUUCCUUCGAAGAAGGUGCUGAUCAAUGUAUAGUUCACGGAAGAGGAACUCAAUUCACCAAAGAAUGUAUGGUUCAUGGAAUAAUUGCUUUACCUCAGCUGUUGGGAGCUUCCGAAGUGUUGGAAAUAACUUCCGACACCCAACUUCGUAUUAGAAAGGAAUUUAAAAACAGUGAACAAGUUAGGAAGUUGCUCCAAAAUGGAACUACCUACAAGAAAGCGGAUAAAAUUGACCAAAAGAAUGUUUAUAAGUUGGUUUUUGAACACUUGUCUCAUGGAAACUGCUUAGGGAUCUUUCCAGAAGGUGGUUCUCACGACAGAACUGACUUGUUACCAUUGAAGGCUGGUGUGGCCAUUAUGGCAUUAGGAGCUAUGGAGAACGAUCCCAACUGUAACGUUAAGAUUGUACCUUGCGGUAUGAAUUACUUUAAUGCCCAUAAGUUUAGAUCUAGAGCCGUUGUUGAAUUUGGAAACCCCAUCGAAAUAAGCUCUGAAUUAGUUAAGAAAUACAAAAACCCUGAGACAAACAGAGAAGCAGUGAAAGACUUGUUAGACAUAAUUACAACAGGACUCAAGGCGGUGACUGUGACUUGUGAUGAUUACGAAACUUUAAUGGUCGUUCAGGCAGCAAGAAGAUUAUAUGCUGGAAAUUUCGCCCAAUACCUUCCUUUGCCGUUAAUUGUAGAGAUGAAUAGAAGAUUGGUCCUAGGAUAUCAAACAUAUCAAAAUGAACCAAAGGUACAAGCAAUUAAGGCCAAGAUCUUGAAAUAUAAUGAAAUGUUGAAACAAUUGUAUUUACCUGAUCAUCAUGUGGAAGACACGAAGGAACUGGACAAGAUUAGAGUGCUUCCCAUUCUCAUUUUUAGAGUUUUGAAGUUAAUGUUGUUAACCGUGUUGUCUUUACCAGGUGCGACACUCUUCUCUCCAGUUUUCUUAUUUUCUAAGAUGGUUUCCAUUCAAAAGGCUAAGACUGCGUUGGCAAACUCUACUGUGAAGAUUAAGGCCAACGAUGUAGUCGCCACUUGGAAGAUUUUGAUCAGUAUGGGAUUUGCUCCCUUGGUUUAUAGUUUUUACGCUACAAUUGGAACUUGGUACUAUUACAAGAGUGAAUCAUUAUGGCUUUCUUAUUUGAGUCGUUUAAACCUAGUGUCCCUUUGGAUUACAUUAUAUUGCUGUGGUGUGGCUGUGACAUAUGCUGCGUUAAUAACUGGUGAACAAGGGAUGGAUCUUUUCAAGUCAAUCAGACCUCUUUAUCUUUCAAUCACUUCAGGUGAGUCCUUGAAGGAACUAAAAACUUUUAGAAAGGAUUUGUCGGAAGAUAUCACCGAGUUAGUUAAUACUUUUGGACCUGAAUUAUUCCCUAACGAUUUCAAUUUAUUGGAGAUGAAGGAUCAAUUGAAGGUUAAGGAUGGUGUAGAUUACAUUGACAGUGACGAAGAAGAAGAGAGAAAGACUCAAGAUUUACGUAACCGUAGAAUGAUGAGAAGAAAGUCGGAGAAAAGAGCCGCUAAAAUUGCUAAAGAAAGAGAAGAAAAGGAAAACAAAGGUGAACGGAUUGGAGCGGACUCUGCUAGUGGUGCUUCCAUCCCCAUUGAGAAUACCACUGAAAGUGGACUUUCACUUGAAGAUAAGCACUCAUCGCACUCUUCUUCAGUUUCUGAUGGUAUUUCAUUGAUGAAUUCUGAUAAUUCUUUGACAAACAUUCCAAUGUUUUCUGAUUAUCAAUUACACAUGAAUGCCAAAAAUCCAGAUUUUGAAGUUAGUCCUAUGUCCAACGUUCAACUGACUGUUUCUAUGGCUGAUGAUUUCAACUUUAAAAUGAAUAAUAGUAGCAAUAGACUUUCCAGUGUUAGAUUAGGUGACACUCACAAUCAUCAUAUCAAUAGCCACUUAUCUUCCGGAACUGGUACUCCCACAUUAUCUAGAAAGUCUUCCAGCAGUCAAAUUGAAUUGAAUUUUGGAAAUCUUAACCGCCAAUCACCAAAGAAAGACAGAAUCAGGUUAAGUGACAAGAUUAGAAACAAAGUCAGAGAAGGUAGGAAAAAGAUGUCCAAUAAGGAUGAAUAA